AUGGCAGCCUCUUAUCUGCGAAGCACGACGAUUCCUCUCAGCGGCCUGAAGCGAUUAGCAGUGCGACCAUCUGUGGCCACAACAUGCCUCGUUGCUCGACGAACAAAGGCCUCGCUCGCCCAGGAUGGCCAGCAACAGGAGAAAAACAGACAGAAGCACUUCAUCAACCUCAUUCCGUCAGAAAACUUCACUUCCCAAGCUGUGCUAGAUGCUCUGGGGAGUGUCAUGCAGAACAAGUACUCUGAGGGCUAUCCUGGCGCCCGCUAUUACGGUGGCAACGAGUUCAUCGACCAGUCCGAGAGACUUUGCCAGCAGCGAGCUCUGGAAGCAUUCGGCCUGGAUUCCAAGUCUUGGGGAGUCAAUGUCCAAGCUCUUUCUGGUGCCCCGGCCAACCUCUAUGUGUACUCAGCACUUAUGGAUACGCAUGAUCGACUGAUGGGCCUCGAUUUGCCUCACGGUGGACAUCUUUCUCACGGCUAUCAGACACCAACUAAGAAAAUAUCCGCAGUGUCCAAAUACUUUGAGACUCUACCUUAUCAACUAGAUGAGCGUACCGGCUACAUCGAUUACGAUAACCUUGAAAAAAUGGCCACUAUCUACCGACCCAAGAUCAUCGUUGCCGGAACCAGCGCCUACAGCCGCUUGAUUGAUUACAAGCGCAUCCGGGACAUUUGCGACAAGGUCAACGCUUACAUGGUGGCAGACAUGGCGCAUAUCUCUGGUCUUGUCGCCGCCAAGGUGUUGCCUGGCCCCUUCCCCUUUGCUGAUAUCGUCACUACCACCAGCCACAAGAGUCUUCGAGGCCCCCGAGGAGCACUGAUCUUCUUCCGCAAGGGCGUACGAAGGCAGAACCCAAAGACAAAGGAGGAUGAAAUGUACAAUCUUGAGGGCCCAAUCAACAACUCCGUGUUUCCGGGUCACCAGGGCGGUCCCCACAACCAUACCAUCACAGCUCUUGCCGUGGCAUUGAAGCAGACCCAGACCACCGAAUUCCACGCAUACCAGUCCCAAGUGUUGGCAAAUGCUAAAGCUUUUGCUAAGCGCCUCGGAGAUGAGAAGGGUAAGGGCGGUCUUGGAUAUAGCCUUGUCAGUGGCGGUACCGAUAACCACCUGGUUCUUGUUGAUCUCAAACCCCACGGCAUCGACGGCAGCAGGGUAGAGCGUGUUUUGGAACUGGUUGGCGUUGCCGCAAACAAGAAUACCGUGCCAGGUGAUCGAUCAGCUCUGGUGCCUGGCGGUCUUCGGAUGGGUACGCCCGCCAUGACCACUCGCGGAUUCCACGAGGAUGACUUUGUACGAGUGGCCGAUGUUGUUGACCGAGCCGUCACCAUCGCGACUCGUAUCAACAAGACAGUCAGAGCGGCAGCAGAGGAGCGAGGCGAAAAGUCGCCUGGUAAACUCAAGCUUUUCGUAGAUCAUCUUGGCAACGGGGACAGGGAUCCAGAGAUUGUGCAGCUGAGGAGCGAAGUUGCGGACUGGGUAGGCACGUAUCCUCUCCCCUGGGACUCAGCUGAGUAG
Trichoderma virens Gv29-8 is the source of this 1518-nucleotide messenger RNA. RefSeq lists its product as uncharacterized. Gene Ontology annotation, molecular function: cobalt ion binding; zinc ion binding; pyridoxal phosphate binding. Gene Ontology annotation, cellular component: cytoplasm. Gene Ontology annotation, biological process: folic acid metabolic process; L-serine catabolic process; tetrahydrofolate interconversion. The transcript has 4 exons. Bases 1 to 1518 code for a protein of 505 amino acids. NCBI's taxonomy places the organism in Eukaryota, Fungi, Ascomycota, Sordariomycetes, Hypocreales, Hypocreaceae. The record is from RefSeq and is a predicted model, not a curated record.